UCGAUGACGUCAUAAUCCCUAUGUAAACAAACCUUUGAACAGUGUGUUACGUUAUUAGUCGUGGUGUUUAGGUAGGUACGUGUUCUAGGAUUUUCUGUAAUUUGUACAAGUCCGCAUGCUGUCUGGCGAAAGUCCAUUUACAAAAUGUGGCAGUACUUGCCGAAGUUAUCGUUUUAUCCUACAUUAGUGUACAACGUUUUGUUGGAAAAAGUGACUUCUCGAGCGUGGUAUACACGAAUUGAUGGCACUGUAUUGGUUGGCGCCUUGCCGUUUCGUUCCAUGACAAAAACUCUCGUAGAAAAUGAAGGUGUAAAAGGAGUUGUUACAAUGAAUGAAGAUUAUGAACUCAAAAGAUUUGUAAACACGCCAGAAGAAUGGAAAGAGAGUGGUGUCACACAACUUAAGCUAACUACAGUAGAUCUAAUAGCUGCGCCUUCACAAGUUGACCUUAAAAAAGGUGUUGAUUUCAUUCUAGAGCAUCGGGCGCGUUCUGAGAGCGUAUACGUCCACUGUAAAGCGGGCAGAACACGCAGUGCAACUGUUGCAGUCUGUUAUUUAAUGACAGCGUAUAACUGGACACCGACUGAAGCUAUUAACAAAUUAAAAUCGCAACGACCGCACGUUUGGCUAAGAAAACCUCAGCUUGAUUCUAUAGACUGUUUUUAUAAAGAAAAUUUUGAUAAAAUUAAGAACAUGGGUGUUGGGUCACAAGUUUAAUAGUCACUUAUAAUUAUGUUUGUUUGUUUUUUAUGCUC
Messenger RNA from Ciona intestinalis (vase tunicate), 755 nucleotides. Its product is annotated as phosphatidylglycerophosphatase and protein-tyrosine phosphatase 1-like. Gene Ontology annotation, molecular function: phosphatidylinositol-4,5-bisphosphate 5-phosphatase activity; phosphatidylglycerophosphatase activity; phosphoprotein phosphatase activity. NCBI's taxonomy places the organism in Eukaryota, Metazoa, Chordata, Ascidiacea, Phlebobranchia, Cionidae. The record is from RefSeq and is a predicted model, not a curated record. Gene Ontology annotation, biological process: protein dephosphorylation.